Molecule: messenger RNA, 1514 nt
Organism: Castor canadensis (American beaver)
Lineage: Eukaryota; Metazoa; Chordata; Mammalia; Rodentia; Castoridae
Gene: Pou3f1
Product: POU class 3 homeobox 1
Biological process (GO): regulation of transcription by RNA polymerase II; brain development
Cellular component (GO): nucleus
Molecular function (GO): RNA polymerase II cis-regulatory region sequence-specific DNA binding; DNA-binding transcription factor activity, RNA polymerase II-specific
Source: RefSeq, a predicted model, not a curated record
CCGCAGACGGAGCGAAGCGGCGGCGGCGGCGGCGCGGCGCAGGGCGCGGGGCGACAUGGCCACCACCGCGCAGUACCUGCCGCGGGGCCCCGGCGGGGGAGCUGGGGGCACGGGGCCGCUCAUGCAUCCAGAUGCCGCGGCGGCAGCGGCCGCGGCGGCAGCCGCUGAGAGGCUGCACGCGGGAGCCGCGUACCGCGAAGUGCAGAAGCUUAUGCACCACGAGUGGCUGGGCGCGGGCGCGGGCCACCCCGUGGGCCUAGCGCACCCCCAGUGGCUACCCACCGGAGGAGGAGGUGGCGGCGACUGGACCGGUGGUCCGCACCUGGAACAUGGCAAGGCCGGCGGCGGAACCGGCCGAGCCGACGACGGCGGUGGCGGCGGCGGAGGUUUCCACGCGCGCCUUGUGCACCAGGGGGCGGCUCACGCGGGUGCGGCUUGGGCGCAGGGCGGCACGGCGCACCACUUGGGCCCAGCAAUGUCACCGUCGCCCGGGGCCGGCGGGGGCCACCAGCCCCAGCCGCUCGGGCUGUACGCUCAGGCGGCCUACCCAGGGGGCGGCGGCGGCGGCCUGGCCGGGAUGCUGGCGGCGGGUGGCGGCGGUGCGGGACCGGGCCUGCACCACGCGCUGCACGAGGACGGCCACGAGGCACAGCUGGAACCGUCGCCGCCGCCGCACCUGGGCGCCCACGGACAUGCACACGGACAUGCACACGCGGGCGGCCUGCACGCGGCGGCGGCGCACCUGCACCCGGGAGCUGGCGGUGGUGGCUCGUCGGUGGGCGAGCACUCGGACGAGGAUGCGCCCAGCUCGGACGACCUGGAGCAGUUCGCCAAGCAGUUCAAGCAGCGGCGCAUCAAGCUGGGCUUCACACAGGCCGACGUGGGGCUGGCGCUGGGCACGCUGUACGGUAACGUGUUCUCGCAGACCACCAUCUGCCGCUUCGAGGCCCUGCAGCUGAGCUUCAAGAACAUGUGCAAGCUCAAGCCGCUGCUCAACAAGUGGCUGGAGGAGACCGACUCGUCCAGCGGUAGCCCCACCAACCUGGACAAGAUCGCGGCACAGGGCCGCAAGCGCAAGAAGCGCACAUCCAUCGAGGUAGGGGUUAAAGGCGCGCUCGAGAGCCACUUCCUCAAGUGCCCCAAACCCUCGGCACACGAGAUCACCGGCCUGGCUGACAGCCUGCAACUGGAGAAAGAGGUGGUGCGCGUAUGGUUCUGCAACCGGCGGCAGAAGGAGAAGCGCAUGACCCCCGCGGCCGGUGCGGGCCAUCCGCCCAUGGACGACGUUUACGCGCCUGGGGAGCUGGGGCCGGGCGGGGGCGGCGCGUCGCCGCCCUCAGCACCCCCGCCACCCCCGCCGGCCGCGCUGCACCACCAUCACCACCACACACUGCCCGGCUCGGUGCAGUGACCCUCCGGGCUGGGCCCCCACGGCGCGCGGCGAGGCGCGGACGCGCAAUCCGCCCGCGCGGCCUGGACUCUUUUUGUUCGGUUGCAUUGGAUUUUACAAAAAG